UAAAGCACAUACUAAGUUAAGUCGUUCGAAUAAGUUAAUCCGUUCUAGUCUCACAGUCACAGUCGUCUUCAAUACUCAAGGAAGCUGUAUCAAAAAUUUAACACUCGAUAGAUCGAAAUUCAUAACAAAAAAUAAAAUUCCAUCCCAAAUACCUAAUAAAAAAUAAAAACAAACAAAAAUAAUUUAAAAAAAGUUUAUUAUUUUUAAAUUGUGUUAAAAAAAUCAAAAAAUUAUCAUAAUCAUGCCUGAUAGAUUAUUAAUGAAACAGAAUUAAAACCUCAGAUAUUGGUUUCGAAUUGAAAAUUAAGAUUAAUUUUCUGUUAUUGUUACUGCAAUAAAAUACACAUAAAUCUGCAAAAGAAACUUCUCACUCUUUAGUAAAUUAUUCAAAAAAUAAAAUAAUAAAGCUAUAAUCUAGUGCCAUCAUUAUUCUAUGCUCUUACAAAAUCUACUGACUACACUUAAUAUAUCCAUGCUCCCUAAAAGAUAGUACAGAGCCCCCUAAUACACAUAUCUUAAAAAAAUACGUUAAAACAUUUCCUCCGCUAAUAAAGAAUAAAACUACAUCGAAAUCAUUUGCUAGUCUUAUUAUUACAAAAAGUGCUGUGUCAAACGGUAUUCUAAAGAAUUGUAGCAAAUAUAGAACAAAAUGGUAAAAUAUUUUAUAUUGUUAGUUCUUUUGGCCGGUGUAGCCCUAGAAUGCACGAAUAUUAACAAUCGAAUGUUUCCAAAAUCAGAAACAUACAAACCACUUCAUCACGUACGCCUUCAGAAUCACGAUGCCUUAGAAACCAGUGAACAUAAUAACCACCGCGAACAUCAAAACAAUAAUCACCGACACAAUCCCCAUCCACAUCGGCAUCAUCUGCCACAUAACUCACAUCAACAUCUUCAACCAGAACAUGAUCAAUAUGCAGCAAAUCAAGGAAAUCGAGAAGUUGAUGAAUUUCCAUCUAAAAACACGGAUGACGUUGAAGGAGAAAAACCCAAGUACAAGUCGAAUCUCUGGCACAUUGUUAGGAAGGAUUUGUUAGGGCCAAACAGCCAUAAUGAUGAUUACUAUGAUGAUCCUGCUAUGGACUUGCCAACUGUCAACAACGACAGAGUAAACGAGGAGGAUGAUUCUGAUGUGAAUAAUAAGCUCGAUACGAAAAUUGAUUCACGUUUAGAAAACCAUAGGCAAAUCCGUAAAGAUGAACCGAUAAUAAAGUGUCCUAAAUGUGAAACAUCGAAUCGACAAAAUGUUCGUGUCAGUGAGGAGGAACUCACGCUUUUACGUAUUGAGUUUGUGAAGACACAGAUUUUAGAAAAACUGCGGUUAAAAGAUAAACCAAAUGUGUCAGCGGUAGGAAUGCCAAAACCUAUUUACGAAGAAACAACAAUACACCAAGAUCAGACGACAAGUUCUAAGGAUUUGGAUGAUUACUAUGCAAGGGCUAGUAAAAAAUUUAUAGUCUUAGAAAGAGAAAAACAAGAGUGUAAUAACCUUAGUCAGCCUUCAAUUUGUUUUUCAUUCAAAAUUGACGAUUUGGACUUGGAAAGUAUUGAUGUCAGUAAGGCGGUUUUGUGGAUUUUCAAAAAAAGAAAUUCCAAAGAUCUUCUCAAGCAAACAAUCGUUGUAUCAGAGGUUGAACAAGGAGGUCUUAACUCUAAAUACCUUCCUAAGGUUAAACCCAUAGCAAUACAAUCAGUCGAUGUACAAGAGGGCUGGAUGAAGAUCGACAUUGAGUGGCCAAUCAAACGCUGGUUUGGCAUUCAUGAUCUCAGCCAUUUAAUUCAUAUAUCCUGUCAAUCAUGUGAAAUAGAGACUGCCGAUGGUCUUAUUUCAACUGAAAAAGAUUAUCGACCAUUUAUUAAGAUUGACACUCAAAAUCGGCGACGAGUUUCGAGGCAAAAACGUAGCGUUAAUUGUACAAACGGUGUGACGGAGUGUUGUCGGGAAAGGCUAUACAUAUCGUUUGAUGAGAUCGGUUGGGGUGACUGGAUUAUCAGUCCAAAAGGCUAUGAUGCAUACUUUUGCCGGGGAUCCUGCUCUACUGUGGCGAGUAUAGCUCAAAGUUCGACACAUCAUAGUUCAUUAAUGAGGAAAGUUAUCUCACACAGGGAUACUGCCGGAAAGAAACCACUCGAACUUAUACCAUGCUGUACAGCGAAUCAGUACUCUUCCCUGGAAAUAUUUUUUAGGGAUAGUAAUAAUACAGCGACGCUUAUGAAAUUUCCUAAUAUGGUGAUUGAGUCAUGCGGUUGUAUGUAAAUUUACAAAGUUUUAAUAAUUUAUAAAUAUAUUUAAAAACACUUACUUUUCUUAAUAAUGUACUAUAUUUAUUACCUUAAUAUGCAAGCAACAAUACAAAACACAAAUAAUCUGAAUCUGUAUUAUGUUAAUAUGUUUUUUAUUUGUCAUUUUUUAAAAUUAAUUUCUUGUUUGUUUCUAGUUAUAAAAAUGUUUUUUGUUUCUUUUUCUUAUUAAUAAGUGAAUUUUAAGAAUAACAAAUUUACUUAAACCGUUUGAAAUUUUGCUGCCUUUAGUUUUAAAAAAAGAAAUGUUUACUUUUCUGUGCAAUGAAAUUAUACUAGUUUUAUAUAUUAAUUAAGAACAAAUAGAAAAAAUAUACAUAUGCUUAUGAGUUUAGUAUUGAACCAAACAUAACUUUUUUUGAGUGUGCAGUUGGAUUAAAAAAAAAAGAGGCUGGGCUGCCACCCACACUGAUAACUUUCCAUUCCCGUCU
Molecule: messenger RNA, 2729 nt
Organism: Eupeodes corollae
Lineage: Eukaryota; Metazoa; Arthropoda; Insecta; Diptera; Syrphidae
Gene: daw
Product: growth/differentiation factor 8
Exons: 5
Coding region: 650-2254 (534 amino acids)
Biological process (GO): SMAD protein signal transduction
Cellular component (GO): extracellular region
Molecular function (GO): growth factor activity; cytokine activity
Source: RefSeq, a predicted model, not a curated record